Phyllopteryx taeniolatus (common seadragon) is the source of this 1947-nucleotide messenger RNA. RefSeq names its product secretory carrier membrane protein 3 (gene scamp3). The transcript has 9 exons. The record is from RefSeq and is a predicted model, not a curated record. Gene Ontology annotation, cellular component: recycling endosome membrane; trans-Golgi network membrane. The coding region runs from base 260 to 1297 and encodes 345 amino acids. Gene Ontology annotation, biological process: protein transport. Lineage: Eukaryota; Metazoa; Chordata; Actinopteri; Syngnathiformes; Syngnathidae.
UGUAUGACGUUCUGCUCUCCUGCCGGGAAAACUAACGGAUACAUUCGGCUAACCGAAAGAAGAAAAUACACCGACAGCUUCUUACCUAUGUGUGUGUGUGUGUGUGUGUUUGAGAGAGUGUGGUUACGUUCAACCGUCGUUCAAAUUGCAAUGUGACUGAAUGGCUAGCUAGCCGCAUGGCCUGUUUGUUUCGUUUCAAAGAAGCUGACUCCAUUUACCGUACCGACACUUUGACGUGAGGUCUUAUUUAGUUGCCAUUAUGUCAAAAUACACCAGCUUUCCUGAGCCACUGGACGACCAGAACCCUUUCCAGGACCCAGCAGUUACUCAACACAGCAGCAACACGGGCUACGCCACACUGGACCUGUACAACCCAUUUGAGGGCACAGUUGAGCCUCCACCACCAUAUGAAGCCACCUCUCCCUCUGCUCCAUCUGUGCCUGCACAGACCCCACCCAGCCGGACAACACCUACUGAGCCUCGCAACUAUGGCUCCUAUAACACCCACAACUCCCAGACUUCAGUAAAUGCCACCACAACAGAGUUGAUGAAAAAGCAAGAAGAGCUUGAGAGGAAGGCGCAGGAGCUGGAAAGGAGAGAGCGGGAACUGGAGUCUCAUAGCUUGGGGCCUGGAGCCUCCCGUCAGAAUAACUGGCCUCCCCUGCCUUCAUUCUGUCCCGUUGGUCCAUGCUUCUACCAGGACAUCAAUGUGGAGAUUAGCCAGCGCUUCCAGCGUACCGUCACCAUCAUGUACUACUUUUGGUUGUUCGGCACUGGAACUCUGCUCUUCAACCUGAUCUCCUCACUGGCCAUGUUCUGCAUCGACACAUCCGUUGGUGUUGGUCUGGGUCUUGCCAUCCUCUGGGCGCUUCUCUUCACACCAUGCUCCUUCGUCUGCUGGUAUCGGCCCGCGUACAAAGCCUUCAGGAGUGACAGCUCCUUCAACUUCUUCGUCUUCUUCUUUGUUUUCUUUGCUCAAGUGGUUGUUUACGUCAUCAUGACAAUUGGCAUCCCUGGAUGGGGGUUCAGUGGAUGGAUCGUGAGCUUGUCUGCUCUCAAACGAAGUGUCGCUGUCGGCGCAAUCACCAUGAUGAACGCCAUCCUUUUUACUGCCCAGGCUGCAAUUGGGGUGUUCAUGCUGAAGAAGGUCCAUGGUCUUUACAGGCAGACCGAUGCCAGUUUUCAAAAGGCCCAGGCCGAGUUCGCCACUGGAGUCAUGGCUAAUCAGGCCGUCCGCCAAGCUACUGCCAACGCUGCUGCCAAUGCUGCUCAAGGGGCCUUCACGUCACCCCGCUGAUUAAGAGGGACUCGGUAGUUUGGGGUGGGUAAGUUUGAGUGAAGGCCUUCAGUCUGAUAAAGGAUCAGGCGGAUAUUGAUUUUCCCACCGGCGAUUAGAUUUCAAUGGGUGACGUACAUGAGUUUCUGUAAUUACCCAGAGGAAACUAAACAAGUGCAUGAGACCAUGGGGUUACAUAAUGUGUAUAAAUGGUUAUUUGGAAGUGUUUAAUAAGAAGUCAACAUUUAUAAGUGUUGAUUCAUACAGCUGGCGUUACAUUCAUUGGCUCUGUGAAGGUUUGAGUGAAUACAGGGCAAAGGCUUUUAGAAACAAGAGUGCCAAAUUUACAAUGUUGGAGCCGCACUAGCCGUGAUCGCUUCCAUUCUUAAUGAGGUUGAUGCGGUUGCAACCAUCGAAUUAAGGCCAUUUGUUUAUGAGCUCAUGCUAAAAUGUCUCCAUUUAAACACCUAAAGCCUAAUUUUUCAACUUGUACCAAAUGCUUUUUUUGUUGUAUAAAACUAACAAUUCCAAACGAGAAUGCCUAGUUACGUUGUUGCCAAAAAUUCUCACACACUGUAAGAAAUGAAUAUAUGUUGUUUGUCGUAUCGUUAUGUUGGUGCAUCUUGUUGUUAUGACUCGUCUUUGUUUUAAUACAAGUAUAUUGACAUGCA